UUGUUUACCUUCUUGAAAUGACAUCAUAAAUGAGACGUACCAAUCCACGACCAUUUGGGUUAUGGGUGAUCUGGAACUUUUAAAUCGCCCAUCCUGAUGGCAAUCCCGCCUUUGUUGCGUCUUUGGCACUUGGGCCGCCAACGUUAUGAACCAGUGUUGAAAUUACAGGAAUCUCUCGUAUCUAAGCUUGAUUCUGUUGGCCAAAAUCAAACCGAUUCCGUCGACAAUAUCCUGCUCACCGUUGAGCAUGAGCCCGUAUAUACCACGGGCAUUCGAACCCUCAACUACGGCCCCGAUGAAGCCAAACGUUUGAGCGCUUUGGGAGCGGAUUUUGUCCGCACUAAACGAGGCGGACUGAUCACGUUUCACGGUCCCGGUCAACUGGUCGUGUACCCUAUUAUGAAUCUCCGACAAUUCGUACCCCAAUCUUCGGCCAGGAAAGCUCUCUUGGGUAUGAAAUGGUACAUUCACGAACUCGAACAAGUCGUGAUUGACACGUGCGCUCAUUACGAUUUGGCAGCCGGUCGUUCGCCGCAUACGGGCGUUUGGAUCGGGGAGAAAAAGAUUUGCGCCAUGGGUGUAAGAAACAGCGGGUUCAUCACUUCCCAUGGAAUAGCGCUGAAUUGUGAAACGGAUUUGAUGUGGUUUGAUCACAUUGUACCAUGCGGGAUUCCGGAUAAGGGUGUGACCUCGUUGAGCGUGGAACUCCAACGACCGGUCACCAUCUCGGAGGUGGCACCCAUCGUGAUCAAAUGCUUUCAAGAUCGGUUUGACUGCCAAAUCGCUUGGGCCUCCCCAGAAACAGCGCCCUACUUUUGAUUCUAGGUUUCAUAAUGAGGUAAAAUGGAUGAUGGAGAAGGGACGAAAGGGAUGAGCCAUCUUAGUAAAUGAAUGCCGCCAGAUAAUGGAACUGACAUUGAUUUAUCUCCAUUAAAGAGGAGGGACAUA
Tigriopus californicus is the source of this 948-nucleotide messenger RNA. It is a transcript of the gene Lipt2, whose product is annotated as putative lipoyltransferase 2, mitochondrial. Bases 97 to 819 code for a protein of 240 amino acids. The transcript has a single exon. Gene Ontology annotation, biological process: protein lipoylation. The record is from RefSeq and is a predicted model, not a curated record. Gene Ontology annotation, molecular function: lipoyl(octanoyl) transferase activity. Lineage: Eukaryota; Metazoa; Arthropoda; Copepoda; Harpacticoida; Harpacticidae. Gene Ontology annotation, cellular component: mitochondrion.